This is a messenger RNA of Xiphophorus maculatus (southern platyfish), 4624 nucleotides long. It is a transcript of the gene nrp1a, whose product is annotated as neuropilin 1. Gene Ontology annotation, molecular function: semaphorin receptor activity; vascular endothelial growth factor receptor activity. Bases 1081 to 3858 code for a protein of 925 amino acids. The record is from RefSeq and is a predicted model, not a curated record. Gene Ontology annotation, cellular component: membrane. The transcript has 18 exons. Gene Ontology annotation, biological process: vascular endothelial growth factor signaling pathway; angiogenesis; axon guidance. Lineage: Eukaryota; Metazoa; Chordata; Actinopteri; Cyprinodontiformes; Poeciliidae.
CCCUCAUUUGCAUCAGUCAGUGGAAGGAGCGGAGAGGAGCACAGACAGAGAAAGGGGGAAAGUUAUUUUAAAAGAUUACUUUUUACUUUUAUUUUUGAUAGACGCGGUCUAUUUGGGAACUGGUUGGGGGUUUUUCUUUUUCUCCCCCUCUCACCACUCUCCUCACUGCGGUCAGGGUCUGAGCUGUGACAGCCCCGCUGAAUGAGAGCCGGAGAGAGCCGUUCUCACCGCGGGGAAAGGACUUGUCUGCACGCCGAGCGGAGGAGCCGCUCUCCCGGGCAGCGGACUGUGCGCUGAGCGGCCGCGUCCGCUCCCCUCCCAACCCUCCGGGACUCUGCGGGCGGUUCGAAGUUGGAGAUGAAAUAAGUUUUUUGUCUCUGCUCGCUUUUGGGAGAUAUUUUUCUUGUCAUUUGUUUAAGGAAAUCAAAAGGGAAGCCUUUCGGAUCGCGCACUUUGCUCUGUUCCGCUCUUGUUGGAAAGCGGAGAGAGAGAAAGGGAAAGAGGUAGAGAGAGGGAGAGAGAGAAAGAGAGGAGAGGAGAGGAGAGGAGGGCUGGAUGCCUGCCGGUCCGCGGAUCCUCAAGACGCAGUCCCACAGCCGAGGAUUAUUGUCCAUCAUCCAACGGAGUACGGACGCACGGUGGCGGGGUGGAGAGGACUCAACAUUCGGCGUCUCCGCGGUGGGAAUGGCAAGGCGGGCGCUGGAGAGAGGAGUGCAGCCGGGGCUGGAGAGGAGCCGGAGCCGGAGCUGAGUGACAGGAUGCCCGCGACCUGAACUGCUCGGAGCACCGAUUCAGCCUGGAGUUUUUGCCCUCUUUUUUUAAAAAAAAAAAAACAACAUAAUAAUAAUAUUUUUUUUAUUGUUUUGCUGCUAAAGUACAUUUCUAUUUUUAUUUUUGUUUUGUUUUGUUUUCUCGAACUAUAACGGAGAGAGACAUUAAGAAAGAAACAACAACAACAAAAAGCUUUUGGAGGAUUUCUCUUUUAAAAACAAAUACUUCUUUUCCUGGAGUGCUUUUGUUUUUCCUUCUUCUUCUUCUUCUUUUCUUUUUUUUUUUUGUAAUUGUGGAGGAGACAGAACGAUGAUGCAUUGUGGAUUAGUUUUUGUCCUGUUCAUGGGAUUCCUCGCGGUGCUCGAGGCUUUUAAAAACGAUAAAUGCGGAGGCAACAUCAGAAUCUCCAGCGCCAGCUACCUCACGUCGCCCGGAUACCCGAUGUCCUACCCGCCCUCUCAGAGGUGCAUGUGGGUCAUCUCGGCGCCGGGUCCCCACCAGCGGAUUCUUAUCAACUUCAACCCGCAUUUCGACCUGGAGGACCGAGAGUGCAAGUAUGACUACGUGGAGGUGCGAGAUGGUGUGGACGAGAACGGUCAGCUGGUGGGGAAGUACUGCGGGAAGAUCGCCCCCUCAGCGGUCGUCUCCUCAGGAAACCAGCUGUUUAUCAAGUUUGUGUCGGACUACGAGACCCACGGAGCCGGAUUCUCCAUCCGAUAUGAGAUCUUUAAGACGGGUCCGGAGUGCUCCAAGAACUUCACCUCCAACAGUGGCGUCAUAAAGUCUCCGGGGUUUCCAGAGAAGUACCCCAACAACCUCGACUGCACCUUCAUGAUCUUCGCCCCAAAGAUGUCGGAAAUCAUUUUGGAGUUCGAGAACUUCGAGCUGGAACCCGACACAACGCCCCCUACUGGUGUCUUUUGCCGCUACGACCGGCUGGAAAUCUGGGACGGUUUUCCAGGAGUCGGGCCUUACAUCGGCAGGUACUGUGGUCAGAACACCCCCGGCAGGAUCAUCUCCUACACAGGCAUUUUGGCUCUGACAAUCAACACCGACAGCGCCAUCGCUAAGGAAGGCUUCUCUGCCAACUUCACUGUCCUCGACCGGACCGUCCCAGAGGACUUUGACUGCAGCGAUCCAUUGGGAAUGGAGUCGGGGGAGAUAACAUCAGACCAAAUCAUGGCUUCAUCCCAGUACAACCCCAGCUGGUCCCCGGAGCGCUCCCGACUCAACUACUACGAAAAUGCAUGGACGCCCGCAGAGGACUCAAACAAGGAGUGGAUUCAGGUGGACCUCGGCUUUCUGCGCUUCAUCUCUGCCAUCGGGACACAGGGUGCCAUUUCCCAGGAGACUCACAAGAUAUACUUUGUCAAGUCCUACAAAGUAGACGUCAGCUCCAACGGAGAGGACUGGAUCACCUUGAAAGAAGGCUCCAAACAGAAGAUUUUCCAGGGCAACACCAAUCCAACGGACGUCACCAAGGCCAAGCUGCCCAAACCCACGCUGACGCGAUUCCUCCGCAUCCGUCCAGUCGCCUGGGAAACGGGCAUAGCGCUGCGCUUCGAGGUCUACGGCUGCAAGAUAUCAGAGUACCCCUGCUCCGGCAUGUUGGGCAUGGUGUCGGGCCUGAUCACAGACAACCAGAUCACGGCAUCCUCUCACACCGACCGGAGCUGGGUGCCCGAGAACGCCCGCCUUCUCACCAGCAGGACCGGAUGGACGUUGCUGCCCCAGCCGCAGCCCUUCGCGAACGAGUGGCUGCAGGUGGACCUCGGCGAAGAGAAGCUGGUGAAGGGGUUCAUCAUCCAGGGAGGGAAAUACCGCGAGAACAAGGUCUUCAUGAAGAAGUUCCGCCUCGGGUAUAGCAACAACGGCUCCGACUGGAGGGUGGUGUAUGACACCAACGGAAACAAACCAAAGAUAUUUGAAGGUAACAGUAAUUACGACACUCCUGAGCUGAGGACAGUGGAGCCCCUGCUGACCCGUUUCAUCAGGAUUUAUCCAGAGAGGGCUACUCCUGCAGGGAUGGGCCUGCGCCUUGAGCUCCUCGGCUGCGAGAUUGAAGCUCCGACGCUCCCCCCGACCACUCCGGCCCCGAGCACCACCCCUUCCGAUGAGUGUGAUGACGACCAGGCGAGCUGCCACAGCGGCACAGGUGAUGACUACGACGUGACAGGUGGCACCGCAAUGCCAGAGACCACAACUUUAAAAGUGGACCCCAUUCCAGGCUUUCUGUGGUUUGCUUGCGACUUCGGUUGGCCCAAUGAUCCCUCCUUCUGCCGCUGGACUUCAGAGGACACUGGCUCCAGGUGGCAGAUCCAGUCCAGCGGCACCCCAACUCUCAAUACUGGCCCCAACAUGGACCACACAGGGGGGUCAGGAAACUUCAUCUAUACGCUAGCGACCGGUCUCCAGGAGAGCGAAGUGGCUCGACUAGUGAGUCCCGUGGUCAGCUCUGAGGAUUCCGACCUGUGCGUGUCCUUUUGGUACCACAUGUACGGGUCACACAUCGGAACACUGCAUAUCAAACAGCGAGAGCAGACUGAGGAAGGAACUGCCGACAUCCUGCUCUGGACGGUCAGUGGUCACCAAGGCAAUCGCUGGAGGGAAGGGCGUGUCUUUGUCCCGCGGAUCAGCAAACCCUAUCAGGUGGUGAUUGAGGGUCUUGUGCAGAGGAAGAGCUGGGGAGACAUCGCUGUGGAUGACAUUAAGGUUCUCGACGGGCUUGGCAAAUCAGAUUGUGAAGAUCCUGAUGUGCCCACUGAGCCAAUGCUACCGGAGGACAAUAUCAACGAAAUUUUUGAGGACAUCACCGACUAUCCAGACCUGGUGGAAACCAACCAGAUCAGUGGCGCUGGCAACAUGCUGAAAACUCUCAAUCCCAUCCUCAUCACCAUCAUCGCCAUGUCGGCCCUGGGGGUUUUCCUGGGGGCCAUCUGCGGCGUGGUCCUGUACUGCGCUUGCUCGCACGGCGGCAUGUCGGAUAGGAACUUAUCGGCCCUGGAGAACUAUAACUUUGAGUUGGUGGACGGCGUCAAGCUAAAAAAGGACAAACUCAAUGUACAGAACUCGUACUCAGAGGCAUGAGCUGUCACAAGACUAAAAGACGGAGCAGAGCUCGCACACAAAGAAGAAGAAUGGAAAAAAAAACAUCUUCAGGCAUAUUUUGUAUGCCGACCCCGUAAGCGGGCUCAACAGAACUGCCAAACACCCUCCGCUCAACAGAUGAGGGUCAGGGUUCAGGAAACCAGUGGGAGGUUUGGACUGAUCCACGCUUUUUUUUCUCAGGAGCUGCAGUAAAAAGAACCUACCAGUAGGGGACACUGUGUACAAAUAAUAAAAUACAGGAAAAAAAAAGAAAAAAAAAAGUAUGUACAGAUGAUUUAGAUGAUAUUAUAAUUUUGUAUUUUGAUUUUCAUUCAUUUCUACAAUCGGAUGCUGGUGUUGAGACCAAUUUAUUAAUAAUGUUUAAAGUAUUUAUCUUUUGUGGGGGGGGGAGGCGUGGGGGGAGAGAAAUGUCUUGGGGAAGGUUUUGUUUUGUAGAAUCAGUUCAUGAAAGCUGUUGUUCCUCUUCACGCUUUGAAAGAGACGUAUCGAAACCCUUAAAGAACCAUAUCCCGACGAAACUGUAUAUUUUGCCACUGUGGGGCGGCGUAACGAGCGCGACCCCGAUCCUUUUCCCCUUUGACCCCCCCUGCAGUUCGGGUCCCAUUCACGUAUGGUUCUGACAGUGCCUUUAGUACCUUUUGGUUGGCCUUUUUCCGUUGAACCAAGUUCUCUUUUGAAUUAUAUUAGGGUUAAGUUAUAAAGAAAGGAAACAGGGGCACAUUACCUUAUGAAUUCCUGCGAAACA